CAGCAUAUUUUAUCUCUGACAUCCCUGUUGCUUUUUCUCAUUUGUCUCCUGAUGUUUAAUCCACUCUGGUUGUUCUGCCAUUCCACAGGGUUUUGCACGCCUUUCCAUUGAUCUAACUGGUUGUACAUUUUUCUCCUAUUGAGGCACAGCAGCUUGGUAUCGGUUUCAUAAAGCCCUAAUGAGGAGUCAUUAUCAAGUGCCCUCCCGUUCCAAGUCCAUACUCCAGGUUGCAAGGAAAAUAAUCCAUCCCUUCCUUCUAAAGCAGUAGCAACAAAGGUGCAAGGAACACACUGUGACACACAAGGCUUCCAGACUGAAGAAAAGAAAACGACAAUGAACUUGUUUUUCUACUGGACCGUGUUUGUAGGAGCUGUCUUCACUCCCUGUUCUCGUGGCCAAGGCCUUGUGAAGGAAACAACCAAUGGCUCAACGGCUUUGCAACCCUGGCUGGUGGGAUUAACCGCUGUUACGGUCUUCUUGUUUGUGAUGUUCGUGGCAAACCUCAUCCAUCGGAUAUUUUUCUCCCAAAAAAAGGAUGACAAGGAUGAGAUGGAGAACAUAGAGACCAAACACAGCACUGAGCAAAAUGUCUACGAAAACAAAGCAAUGGACCCAGAAGAGGGGGAUUUGGAAACCAAUAUGUAGGGGAUCAUAACAGCAUGUAAAAGGUCUCCAAGGGGAAAGAGGACCAGCCGCCAUUACAAAAUGAAUAGAAUAGAAUAGAAUA
Molecule: messenger RNA, 727 nt
Organism: Notechis scutatus (mainland tiger snake)
Lineage: Eukaryota; Metazoa; Chordata; Lepidosauria; Squamata; Elapidae
Gene: SMIM24
Product: small integral membrane protein 24
Source: RefSeq, a predicted model, not a curated record